UGCAGCCCAUUUGAGUUAUUUUUGAUAUUGUGAGUUUCAGUAAGUGUAUGCAUGCCUACCACCUAUAAGUAUAUAUGUGUAUAAUUGACUAGGAAAUGUAUGUUUAAAAUAUUUACUUCUACAUUUUUAUCGAAAUAGUACAAUGAAGCUGGCAAGAUGAUGAAAAAACUUUUUUACGGAGGAAAUGAUCGCAGUGGUUGGAUUGGUAAACAAUUUCAAUGUGGUCACCAUUCUUGUACCGUCGAAGAAACUGUUGCAGAAGGUGGGUUUGCUCUAGUGUUUCUGGUACGAACAUCAACAGGACAAAAAUGUGCACUCAAGCGUCUCUCAGUAAACGAUCCAACCGAUCUACAAGUGUGCAAACAGGAAAUCCAAAUAUUGAAAAUGUUGUCUGGUCAUAAGAAUGCUAUCACACUCAUUGAUUCAGCUGUUAAUAUGCUAGAACCUGGUAUCUAUGAAGUGUUAAUGUUAAUGGAAUUUUGCAAAGCUGGAAAUGUUAUUGAUUUGAUGAAUGAAAACUUAACCGCAGGAUUCACGGAAGGUUUAAUAAUAAAAAUAUUUUGUGAUACUUGCGAAGCUCUCUCCUUGAUGCAUCAAAACGAACCUCCGGCCUUGCAUCGUGAUUUAAAGGUUGAAAAUAUACUCCGGAAAGAAACUGGAGAUUUUGUUUUGUGUGAUUUUGGUAGUGCUACAUUUGGUGUGAUGAAUCCUACCCAAGACGGAGUAAGGAAGGUUGAUGAUGAAAUACAAAAGUACACUACAGUAUCGUAUCGAGCUCCUGAAAUGAUUGACCUCUAUGCUGGUCACAUAAUUGAUACAAAGUCUGACAUUUGGGCAAUGGGUUGUCUGCUGUAUAAGUUGUGUUUCUUUACAACACCGUUUGGAGAGAGCACGCUAGCCAUUCAAAGUGGUCAAUUUACAUUUCCUGAAACAUCUAAAUAUUCCAGGGACCUACAUGCACUUAUCUGUUACAUAUUGAACCCAGACCCAAGCCAAAGACCGGACAUUUACCAAGUUGCAUCGCUAGCCUUCAAGUUGGCUGGCAAACCCUGUCCAAUUCCAAACAAACAUAAUGCUGUUGUUCCGAAGAGUUUAACCGCAACAGCGUCUGCUGGAUCAGUAACAAAAGAUGUUACUGAUAACAGAUCAUCUGCAUCAGCACCGAAUGUUGGACCCGUUGCUACGUCUGUCGCUCCUCGUGGACGACCUGUCACCACGUCGCUUGCUCCGAGACAACGCCCAAAGGGAAACAAUCAAACCUUUGAAGUCCAAGAAGAAACAGCUGUACCAUUUAAGCACCAAUAUCCAAAUGUUAGCAACAUUCAAAACAGUAGCGGCUUGCGGCGUAGUCACAGUCUAAAAGAAGUUUCAAACAGAAGUAGUAAAUAUGCGCACGCGCAACAAUCUAACCAAUCACAUCCGAGUAAUACUAUGUAUCAACAAAACGCAGGUGUCGCUAAUCCACAAUCGCAGUAUAUGCUACAACAACAACAACAACAACGCGAGUUAUAUAUGAGACAACAACAACAACAGUUGCAAUAUUAUCAACAACUACAUCACCAACAACAAAUGCAACAACAACAAAUACAGCAGCAACAACAACAAGAAUAUAUGAUUCGUCAACAACAACAACAACAACAACAGGAAUUUUUAAAUCAACAACGAGAAAUGCUAAUGAAACAACAGGAACAAGAAAUGCUUCUAAGACAACAGCAGCAACAGUUACAUCAACAACAGCAACAAAAGGAAGAGGUUAUAAGAUCGCGUCAAGAACAGUACAAUCGGCUGCAGCAACUGCGUUUAGAGGAAGAGCAGACGCGAAUGAAAAUGGAACAACAGAGAUCAGCAUUGCGCCAACACCAACAAGAACUUGCUGAUGAGGAGUUUAAUCCUCGUCAGAAACCAGAUGAUAGAAUGUGCAAAAGUGUUGAGCCUCCACGGUUACCCAUGGUUGAGAAUGCGUCACAGCAAUCACCGCUUUUUGAUGACGACUUCAGCCGUUCUUCACCGGAUCUCAGUAAUCCGUUCGUUGCUAAAACAGCUCCCGAAAACCCGUUCAACCAACAACAAAAGAAAAAGACACACGUUAGAUCUCGCUCUGAUACUUUUACCCGGCUUGCCCAAAGAGGAGAUAACAGUUUAGUUAGCUCUCAUAAAGACAGUAUUAACGUUCCACGACGUUCACCUGUUCCUCCGAUACAAGAACCACUGACGGUUGAUGUCACAGAUCCGGUCAUUUCGACGUCAAAUCCUUUCACGUCUUCUCAAUCCGACAAAAAAACCGACGUUACUACGGGUGAGAAAGCUGAAACAUCUUCUAAAGUAACACAUCCCGUAAAAAUGGAACGUCAAGACUCUAACGUGGAAACGGGCAUUUUAUUAGAAAUCGACGAUGACGAGCAUUUUAAGAGACUUCAACAGGAACUGAAUGAUCUCGGUGUUAUUAAAGAUGUUGGGUUAGAACUAAGAAAUUUAGGUAUUACCUCCGCGGGUGACGAAACAGACUCAAAACCUUCGAAAAAUAACGACUCCGCAAGCAGCGAUAAAUUGAAUAUCAGUCAGGCACAAACGCACAGUGACGGCUCUCCUUUGAUACCAACUGCAAAUUCUCCACCACAAGGAGAGCGUAAAUAUGUUUAUCAAAGAACUUCGUCUUGUAGUAGCAGUAAUGAUAGUUCUGAUGAGUUUUCGAAUGACGAGGACGGUGGAGAGCAAGCUUAUAAAGAUUGUAAUUCUGAAGGCGCCCAUGUAGAUCCCGGUGCCGAACUUGUGAAUAUCAAUGAUGACGUCACAGCAGAAAAACAAAAGCAAAAUAUUAUUCAUUCAGGAAGAGACAUAUUUGAUUCUGCUCCGUUUCAAAAAGCCUCUAAGGAGGAGCAAACUAACAACGCUACCUUUUCCACUUCGUUGAGUAUUCAGCGUCAGAAGGCAAGAAAACAAAAACCAAGAUCAGUUAAGACGCCCGAAUCUAAUCCAUUCGAUCAAACAAACCCGUUUGAUGAUCAUUUCGCAGACGGGACGACGCAAAUUCGACAAAGAUUGGAUUCUGAUCCAUUCGGUAUGGUUCCAAUAAAGUUUAAGGCCUCAAAAAAUGUUCCUAAAGCGCGUCAUAAACCGGAAAACACGGUUCGCGCAAAGGAACCGGCUGGUAGGCCUAAAGAGACUUCUGUAGGAUAUCAACGACCUGCAGAAGAUCCGUUUGGAAGUGCGCCGUUUUUGAAAAAUAACCGAAACGUUCGGAAUGUUCCCAGUAGCGGUUUGCAAGUUAAAAUCGAACCUAGAAAGAAAAGAAUUCUUCCAAAUGUUCCGCCUACUACGCAAGCGCGAUAACAUAUUUUAAAAGCAAUAUAUUUCGAUUAAUUGAAAUCAUGCUGAAGAUUCUUUAUGUAAGUCACUAACUUCGCGGUUGGUACAUGUGCUGAACCAGGCACGGGAUGAGUUGGUACAUGUGCUGAACUAGGCACGGUACGAGCAACGUUCCAAACAGUCGGUCACGUAAAAUAAACGUUUAAUUUUAUAGUUAUGAAUUAUUAAGUUAGAAAGAAGCGAUCGUGUAGUAAUUUUAAUUGUUAAAUGUAUUUCGAAUGUAGAAUAUUUUUUAUUACGUUUAUUUAUAUUGGUCAUGUACGUUGAAAAUUGAAAUUCUAUUCUGACGCUCGCUACUUGUCAGUUCUGUAAAAUUAUGCACAAAAAAAGUUGUAGCAAAAUAUUUUUUUACGCUUUAUUCAGUAGCACGUGAUAUACUUAACAUGUGAUCUUGGUUACCAGUAAAGCGAUUGUCAUUCACAGCCUGUUCUAUUAAUAUAAAUAUUCCAGUACUUGGUAAUUUUAGUCAAAAAAUAUCAGAAAAUUGUGAGAAAUAUACAGAGUUAAUAAUUUAGUGGUAUACUCUAAUAAUAAGUAUUUCCAUAAGCAACCAUGUAAUUCGAAGUUGGAACCGUUAUUCUAUUUGUUUCGUUAGUUGAAAUUUUGUUACAGUCCGAGACAGCUUUAUGAAUCUGUUUAUCGACUUAGCAAUCUUUAAUUCCUUUUUCGUAUUUAAAAUGGUAGCUUGGCUGUGAUAUCCGUUCAAAUUUCCAUAUCGCUUGAAAAAACUCUUUUAUUGUUGAGUUAUAAAAUUAAAAAUUGUAUCCUUGUAGUUGUAGUGUUUUCAUGUGUAUUUUACAUUGUAAUUAUUACGGAUUUUAGUACUGUCGAAACCAUCAAAAGUACGCGAAAACGUAAACAAUGAGGCGUAAGACAUUAAAUUUGUGAUACGUCACCUGUCAAAACCGUCGAAAAGUACACGAAAAAUGGUAAACAAACAACAACAACACAUCAAAUUUAAGCAAGGUCGCCUGUUUCGUAACCAAAUAUUUGUAAAUACAAACUUACAGUUACUCAAGUAUAAACAAAAUAGUUGAUAGAGGGGUACGUUUCCAUGGUUACAUUGUUAUUCAGGCUACGAUUGUAAUCUCGUUUCAAACCCUUUAAAAAAGACUUGCACCAAGGUUGAUUGUCUUUUCACUUUUACGCCUCAGCCUUAUUCUUUUUAAAUGUUUUUAUCGUUAUUUAAUUAUUUUGGUGCUGUAAAUCAACUUGUUACUAGACUUUUUAAGAAGGUAGAUAUGAUCUACUGAAAGGGGCUGGUGACGAAAUGUAAUUUUUUAGGUUAUGAUAUUUUCUUUGCUAUCAAUAUGUAGAUAUUCACUUUUGCUAAAUAAAUUGAUAUAAUAAUC
Hydractinia symbiolongicarpus is the source of this 4718-nucleotide messenger RNA. Its product is annotated as AP2-associated protein kinase 1-like. Lineage: Eukaryota; Metazoa; Cnidaria; Hydrozoa; Anthoathecata; Hydractiniidae. The record is from RefSeq and is a predicted model, not a curated record. The transcript is spliced from 10 exons. Gene Ontology annotation, biological process: positive regulation of Notch signaling pathway; protein phosphorylation; regulation of clathrin-dependent endocytosis. Bases 157 to 3330 code for a protein of 1057 amino acids. Gene Ontology annotation, cellular component: cytoplasm. Gene Ontology annotation, molecular function: protein serine/threonine kinase activity; AP-2 adaptor complex binding; ATP binding.